GUUCCAAAAAAUGAGAGGAUUUUUUUUAUAUAAGAGAAAAACAAACAUCUCUUAGCUUUCUCUCCACUUGGAAUUAUAGUGACGGAAAAAGGCAAUUUUUGUAUAGUCAUGUCUUUGUUUUACAUCUUAAUUCCUGUGGGAGUGGGAGCCACAUUAUAUUUGAUAAGGAAACUGCGAGAACAUCAUUUUGGAUGGGUAAGGAACCAUUCCAGUCUCAAGGAUCGUGUUUAUGUGGUGACAGGUGCAAACACUGGAUUGGGAUUUGAAACUACCCGAUCCCUCGUAAUUCGUCAUGCCACUGUAAUUUUGGCAUGUAGGGACAUAAAUAAGGCACAAAAAGCUAUAAAUGAGAUCCGGAAGGAGACAGAGAACGGACAAAUGAUUCCGAUGGAACUGGAUCUGGCAUCCUUUGACUCUGUUAGAGCUUUUGCUGCAAAACUGAAGAUGGAACAUCCUCAUUUUGAUUGCCUGAUCAAUAAUGCUGGAUUAGCUAUUAAAACUGAACAGUACACAAAGGAAAAUUUUGAGUUGCAUUUUGGGGUGAAUCAUUUGGGUCACUUUCUGCUCACGAGUCUCCUUAGUGAUGUGAUCAAACAAAACAAUUCAAGGAUUGUUGUAGUAUCGUCGAAAAUGCAUGAAAAGGCAUUUCUAGACUUCGAGAAUUUGGGAAAAUGGGUGACUCCUCCUAAUAGGGAGAGAACUAAUCGGCAUUAUAAUAACUCAAAGUUAGCCAAUUUUUACUUCGCUAAAGAGUUGUAUCGCAAAGGCUAUGAUGCUCAUGUUCUCUGUCCAGGACUGUGUCAUACUGAUUUUUUCAGAGACUACAAUCCAAAGUGGUACCACUAUAUCCUUUUUUCACCAAUUGCCUGGUGGUAUUUGAGAUCUGCUCGUCAGGGAGCUCAAAAUAUAAUUCACUGCGCCACAGAUGAUGUCAACACUGACGAAAAAAAUCCCGGAACAAAUUAUUUGAUCGUGAACCUAAAACAAACCAAGUCCAAGGCACGGAUCAGAGAUGAAGAUUCUCUCAAACUCUGGAGUGAAAGUGAAAAGUUAAUUGGUCGAAAAUUCGACUAAGAUUUUGUACAUAAAUAUUGCAUAUUUUGUAUUAUUUAUCAUGCAAUAAAAGAUGUUGUUUAAGA
Molecule: messenger RNA, 1139 nt
Organism: Phlebotomus papatasi
Lineage: Eukaryota; Metazoa; Arthropoda; Insecta; Diptera; Psychodidae
Product: retinol dehydrogenase 12-like
Exons: 1
Coding region: 109-1074 (321 amino acids)
Source: RefSeq, a predicted model, not a curated record